Messenger RNA from Gryllus bimaculatus (two-spotted cricket), 531 nucleotides. The record is from the annotation of a GenBank genome assembly. NCBI's taxonomy places the organism in Eukaryota, Metazoa, Arthropoda, Insecta, Orthoptera, Gryllidae.
AUGCGUAACUCCGCUAAAGUGAUCCUGGUGAAAUGGAACGAGCCGUACCAGAAGCUGGCGUCGUGCGACAGCUCGGGCAUCAUCUUCGUGUGGAUCAAGUACGAGGGCCGCUGGAGCAUCGAGCUCAUCAACGACCGCAACACGCCCGUCACGCACUUCUCGUGGUCGCACGACGGCCGCAUGGCGCUCAUCUGCUACCAGGACGGGUUUGUGCUGGUGGGUUCCGUGGCGGGGCAGCGCUACUGGUCAUCCAUGUUGAACCUCGACUCUACCAUCACCUGCGGGAUCUGGACGCCGGAUGACCAACAGGUAUACUUUGGCACGACGUCCGGGCAGAUCAUUGUAAUGGACGUUCACGGCGCCAUGGUAUCGCAAGUGCAACUGGGCACAGACGUCGGUAUCACCAGUAUGGCGUGGUCCUGCGAGAAGUUCAAGAUGGAAGAAGGCGACGAUUCCGAUCCAGUGGGCCCGCAAACUGGUGAGCAUUUACAGCCAUAGUCAUGUGGAAGACAUAUUUCUAUGAAUAAAUAU